AACUAUUAACGGUGCGAUGUUGUUAGAGAAAUGGUUUUGAACAGAAUCACAGUGAGGAAAUGGUCUCCCCUAGAAGAGGCUGACGAUCGGUGUGUCAACACAGAUGUAACGUUACAACCACUGAUUCAGUACGUUAUAAGACGGCCGCAUGGUGACAUUGGUGAGAAGCACACCAAGCUCGGACCGGUAUAAUUGAAAGUUAACAGCUCCUGACCUGUCAACAACUGGAGUUAAGAUGUCCGGUGGCGCGAGCUUCAUGAGCAAGGUGCGGUCCGCCUUUAGGAAGGAGCCUGAGGACUGGGACCUGAGCGACACGGCGCCCUUUGACCUCUCUGGGGACGAGCUCGCGGAGGAUGAGGCGCCCAAGUUCAACAAACUCAAAGUGGUGGUUUCCGGUGAGAUGGAGGACUACGCAGCAGGGGCACCGUCGAACGGCGUCGCGGUGAACACAAUGGUGGUGGAUGAUGACGAUUCGCUGCUCGACUCGUCCUCGGGGAGCUUGGGGAGCCCCGGUGUCAACAUGGACCGGUCGCAGUGUGAGAGCUGCACGAGGAAGAGAGAGGGGGUUAAACGGAGGAGAGUGAUGAAGAAGUUGGCGUGCGCCUCUGUGUUGUAUUUCCUCUUCAUGAUUGGAGAACUGAUAGGUGAGCAGACAAAACACACUACACUAGUCUGUUACAGUACUGACUACAGACUCUCAUUAUACACUGUUAGUACUGUGAGGUUAAAGCUGUGGCCUUCAAGUUCCAAUCAAAUCAAUUUGGCCCCAGGACCUUUCUGGAGGAACCAGAACUCAUGGUUUAUUAAAAGUGUAUUUCCAGUCCUUUGUAUUGGUGUAGACAUGACGGACCAGAUGGGACUCAUUCCCUCCCAAACCAAAAGGAGAAACCAAUAUUUUCUCUGUAUGGGUUUCCUCCUGAACCAGACUGGUAACGGUCACCUCCACUCCCACGGGGGUCAUGGUCACUCACACGGUGUUCCCCCUCCACCCUCACAUGGCCACAGCCACGGUGGCCCCCCAGCCCAGGGGCCCCAGGGCAGCCUGGCAGUCAGGGCAGCCUUCAUCCAUGCACUGGGAGACCUGGUCCAGAGUAUAGGGGUCCUCAUAGCUGCCUACAUCGUACGCUUCAAGCCAGAGUACAAGCUGGCGGACCCCAUCUGUACCUACAUCUUCUCUAUCCUGGUGCUGUUCACAACGAUACGCAUCAUACGGGACACGGGAGUCAUCGUCCUCGAGGGGGCACCCAGGCAUGUGGACGUUCAGCGAAUCAGAGAAGACCUUCUGAAGUUGGAGGACGUCCAAUCAGUUGACGAGCUCAAAGUGUGGGCAUUAACCGGUGACAAGACCUCCGCCCUCGCACACCUGCUGCUCUCGCCCUCUAGUGCCAGUGCGUGGGAGGACGUGCAGGCCAAGGCCAGACACCUGUUGAUCCACACCUACGGCCUGACCAGGUGCACCGUGCAGGUCCAGACACACAGAAACAGGGCUACACGCACCUGUACACACUGCCGAGAGUCCACCGCAUAGCCUGAAUUAAACACACACAGUCUGAGGACGUUAAACCAGACUGGUGCCAAAGCGUAGUGAACUGAUCUGGUCUAUGCCAUCGCCAGGAUAUUCGGACUGACAGUCAGAUGCACAUUUUAUUUUUAAAGGACAGCUGAUUCCUCCUGGGCUGUUGACCUGCUUGCAAAGCUUUCUGAAGAGGGGUUGAAAGAAUCUUAACUUUCCAACAAAAACAAAAGAUCUAUAAUCACCAUUAAAGCCUGUAAAUGUUCAACAUUGUUCCUUUUUUUGGUACUUCUAUAAUUGAACUGUGUUAAUGUUUGUUUGAGCGCUCUAUACUUUGACUGUAGGUGUUAUAUUGUUUCCAGUGGGGAAACAGGGAAUGUGUCUCUGGGUUUAUCUUAAUUCUAUUUCUUUGAUUCCUUGCAUCCUCUCUUCUUGCUGCCUCCUCAACACAUCGGAGGAGAAGUUCAGAGGGAGGGAGGGAGGGAGGGGGGGGGGGGGCGCAUCAGAUUCAGGACAAUUAAGAUUCACUGUCUGUCAUCCUCUCCUCACAAGGUAGAACCACUGGGAUCUACUCUGACCUGUUAAGGACCAAUCCUAACACGAUAUGCACCUGUAUGUAAAGUCUGGCACGCCAAUGCAACAACUUACACAGAAAUGCAAGUUAACUGUGUGAUUAUCUGACGUUAGUAUUGGUCUUCUAGUGUAUCAGUGUUUGACUAGGUUGAUGUGAGGCUGUGUCUGAAUGCUACUAGCUGUCCAAUCCUUUCUUCCUCUGAGGAGUUGAGGAAACAAGGACAAAGUUAAUUGGCGGAGAGGAUCCAAGGUCCUACCCUCUGACGACCAAUGAGCUUUGAGAGGAAUUGAGGGGGGGGACUGAGGAAGCUAGUAACGUUUUCAGGCACAGCCAGAAAUGAGGCCCAGGCUGUCUCUAAAAGGUUAAUUCAUACAUCUGAUUGUAUUAUUGAUCUGAUGACCGUGUCCAUAUUGCCUUUGCUAAUGUGUUUGAAAAUGGCUUCUCCUUUACUGACCGUGUUGAACCAGUAGACAGAGAGGAUGUGUUUUUAUGUUGAAAGGGUGAUCUGAAUUUAGAGUACUGACCACACACUGUGUUUCUUUAACAGGAAACUGACUUUGAAUCAUGUUUAAUACAUGACUACUGCUUCUAGUUAAUAUCAGCCAGUUUUAUUUGCUUAUCAGAUUGAUUCUGUCAACAUUUCAGAAAUGCAGUAUUGUACCAUAAGCAUUGAGGGCUGUGAGAUGCCAAUAUUUAUCAUAUGCAUAAUUCAGUCAUUGUGUGCGUAUAUAAAUACAUUUGGCAUUGUCUUCGGGUCUUGGUUGGUUCCUUAAACCACUGUCAGUCUUCCUGUCCAAGCUUAUCAACAUGUUGAGUGGAACAGACUAAAAUGACAUUUUCUUUAACUGCAAAUCAGUUCAGUAUAUGCAUUACCUGCCUUGUUGCUCUUGUUUUGAUUUAUUUAAUUUUAAAAGGUAUUUGGUCUCAUGUCAGGGUUGGCUCUCUACAGCAGCACUCACCAGUGUUUCAUUGAUUUGCACAUUCAUUCCUUCAGUCUGAACACUUAAGGCUCUGCUCCAAUAUCCAUACUUGUGUACUACGGAUACGUCCCAAAUGGCAUACUUUAAGUGGUAUACUAAUAUGGGCAUUGGAACCGAGACUUCUAUUCCCUUAACAUCAGGAUGCAGUAUUACCUGGUUGAUCACAUGAUCAGCUGUUUGUUUAAAUGAUUCAUGGUUAUCAGAGUUAAUUUAUCACUAGACUGAGACCUGUCUGAGUCUGUCACUCUCACUUCCCUUUACUCAACUGGCAGAUCCAUUGACUGGAAACAUGUGAAUAAAGAACCUGUUACAUUUAGAAAUAAAUGUCUUUUGAACACUGA
This is a messenger RNA of Salvelinus fontinalis (brook trout), 3408 nucleotides long. RefSeq names its product solute carrier family 30 member 4 (gene slc30a4). Gene Ontology annotation, molecular function: zinc ion transmembrane transporter activity. The record is from RefSeq and is a predicted model, not a curated record. Gene Ontology annotation, cellular component: plasma membrane. Gene Ontology annotation, biological process: zinc ion transmembrane transport; response to zinc ion. The transcript is spliced from 8 exons. Bases 236 to 1528 code for a protein of 430 amino acids. Lineage: Eukaryota; Metazoa; Chordata; Actinopteri; Salmoniformes; Salmonidae.